Messenger RNA from Paramecium pentaurelia, 1030 nucleotides. The record is from the annotation of a GenBank genome assembly. NCBI's taxonomy places the organism in Eukaryota, Ciliophora, Oligohymenophorea, Peniculida, Parameciidae.
AUGUAGGAAGUAAUUGAUUUUGAAAGUGAUUCUUAACAAUUAAAUUAAUGUCCAAUCUGUUAAGAAUAAAAAGGAGAUAAUUUUGAAUUAGAAUGUAAACAUAGAUUUUGCAGGUUUAUUUGUUAAUGAAUUUAGAAAAUGCUUAGAAUAGUAUUUAAAUGUAAAAAUAGAUGAAGGAAUAGUAAUGCAAAUUAAAUGUCCUUCGUGUCAAUAUAACAUUUAAUAUGAAGAAGUAGUUCAAAAUAUUCAAUAAAUUAAACUUUUAAAAUAUGCAAAAUUAAGAACGUUAUAAUAUGGUGAAAAUGAUCCAACAUUAAGACAUUGUCCAAAUUUAUCAUGUGAAUUAUAUGUACAUUUGGAUUCCAAUAAAUGUUAAUGUGGUUAAGAGAUAUGUAUAGAUUGUGGAAAUUAAUCUCAUGGAUUUAGUAGUUGUAAUAAAUUGAUGGACUAAAUAUUUAUUUUGGAUAGUAGAUAAGAAAAGAUAUAAAGAUGUCCAAAAUGUAAAAUUAUAGUUCAAAAGGAAGGUGGAUGCAAUCAUAUGACAUGUAAAAGGUGUUAAUAUUAAUUCUGUUGGAUAUGUAGAAGAUAAUAUACAUGUAUAUUAUUAUAUACAUAAUCAUAUUUUAGCUAAACAUUAUAGUAAUUAUAAUUAUAUUUUUGGAUGUCCUAAUAAGCAAUACUCAAAUACAAUGCCAUGGAAGUAUCCAACAUUAUAUAAGAUAAUACCAUUCAUUAUAUUAAUCAUAACAUCGCCAAUUUGGAUCAUUUUGGGUAUUUUACUACUUGUAUUACAUCCUUUUUCUGGAUCUUAUUAUUUAUUUAAUCAUUCAGACAAUCUAGCAGUUGGUAGGUACAUACAUUAAUAAACUUUAGGCUGUCAAGAAUUCAAAAGCUAUUGAUCACUUUUUUUGUAUAUUUUAUAGGAGGAAUAGUCCUUUAUCCCUUUGUAGUAUUAUACGAAUGUAUAGUACUUCUCGUUUUUUUAGUGUCUUUGUUAGUUAGAUUAAUUAAGAGGUUAAGGAAUUUUUGA